Mucor velutinosus is the source of this 714-nucleotide messenger RNA. RefSeq lists its product as uncharacterized. The transcript has 5 exons. The coding region runs from base 1 to 714 and encodes 237 amino acids. NCBI's taxonomy places the organism in Eukaryota, Fungi, Mucoromycota, Mucoromycetes, Mucorales, Mucoraceae. The record is from RefSeq and is a predicted model, not a curated record.
AUGUCCCUCCCUGAUUUCAUGACCAACCCCAAUGCCGUCCUUGAAGACAAGGAUCAUGAAUGGCGUUAUAACCGUAUUCCCGAUUAUACCAAGGUCAAUGCUACUUAUGAAGAAGAAAAGACAAAGACCCAUGAAGAAGGUUCUCUUGAAUGGCUUGUUUCCAACUUGGUCAAAAACUGGGAAAAGGAAAUGUCAUACAAGCUUCGUGCUGACCAAAUCCGUACCAUCAACAAGGACAAGUACCGUUUCUCUGUCAAUGGUAAGGAAUGGCAAUCCAUUGAUUCCAUGCUCCAAAUCGGUACUUAUAAUGCCCUCAUUGGUGAUACCGAGCUUUACAAGGCCAGUGAGAUGGAUUUCAGUGAAUCUCACAAGCUCUUUAAGAGAGCUCUCCGUGCUUUCUCCUGGGAAGUUAUCUCUGUCUACAGUGGUCCCCCAGUUGUUGCUUUCAAGUGGAGACAUUGGGGUUUGAACAAUGGUGAUUUGUCCGUCAAGACUGGUAAUGGUACCAAGCUCGAAGCUCAUGCCACCAAUGAAGUGAUUGAAGUCUUUGGUGUCACUGUUGCCAAGGUCAAUGAUAAGUUUGAGAUUGAAGAACUCGAGACUUUCUAUGAUCCCACUGACAUGUUGAGACAAAUGUCCAAGAACAGAAAGGAGGGUUCUGUUAACCCUGAAGAGCUUACACCUUCUGGAAAGUGUCCCUUCAACCCCAAAUAA